Messenger RNA from Aspergillus heteromorphus CBS 117.55, 2329 nucleotides. Its product is annotated as beta-N-acetylhexosaminidase. The record is from RefSeq and is a predicted model, not a curated record. Gene Ontology annotation, biological process: glycosaminoglycan metabolic process; carbohydrate metabolic process. The transcript has a single exon. Gene Ontology annotation, molecular function: beta-N-acetylhexosaminidase activity. Gene Ontology annotation, cellular component: membrane. Lineage: Eukaryota; Fungi; Ascomycota; Eurotiomycetes; Eurotiales; Aspergillaceae. Bases 405 to 2207 code for a protein of 600 amino acids.
CCCAUCUGGGCCCUGGCGGUCGGAACCCCUGAUAAGACUGGCGGCCGGCCGUGAGGGGAAGGCGAGCGGAGUGGGGACUGUUUGUUGAUACUUAUCAUGCAACAGGGCCCAAGGUUACACCCGCAGGUGGUAUGGAGCCAUCUCGAGUGAGUGAAUCCAUUCAUUCAUGUCUGUCACCCAACUGAGUUAAUAAUAAACAUGGCCACCCCGACCGUGAGACAUGCCAGGCUCCCCUGGCUUCCCUUUCUGAGCUCCGCCCCCCCUUCCCCCCCUACUAACGUGACUUACUCUGCCUCCCAGGGGAUCUACUCUCUUUCUUCAACCAUUCUCAUCCCUUCCUUUCUAAUCCUACCUUGAGUGCUGUUUGCUAGGGUGGGAUGAUCUAUCUAUCUUGAAAUUCCACCAUGCUUCUCUCCCGCUUUUGGCCAGUGUUUGUUACACUGGUCACCGUCUCUGCCGUCAAGGUCAAUCCCUUGCCUGCUCCCCGCAAUAUCUCCUGGACUGGCUCCGGCCCCAAGAACCUAGCUGGCUUUGUGACGCUCCGUGCUACUCAGGAUACCAACGACUCGAUCCUCGCCAAUGGAUGGGAUCGCGCCUGGAAGACCAUAGUCUCCCUGCAGUGGGUGCCCGCUGCCACAGAAGCUCCUUUCCCUUCCUUCCAGCCCUUCCCGACCGACACUGCUGGGCUCUCCAAGAGGGCCAAGCGCGCCUUAUCAUCGAUCCAGUAUGUGGACGUCGCGGUGUCGGAUAUCGACGCCGAUCUCCAGCAUGGAGUGGACGAGUCCUACACGCUUGAGGUCACAGACGAUUCUUGCUCGGUGGUCAUCCAAGCGCCAACUGUGUGGGGUGCGCUUCAUGCCUUUACCACCCUCCAGCAGCUCAUCAUCUCCGACGGCCAGGGCGGUCUGAUAAUCGAGCAGUCAGUGAAGAUCCAGGAUGCGCCGCUGUAUCCCUAUCGAGGCAUCAUGGUCGACACCGGCCGCAAUUUUAUAUCCAUCAACAAGAUCUACGAGCAGCUGGAUGGCAUGUCGCUCUCCAAGUUGAACGUGCUGCACUGGCAUAUGGAUGAUAGUCAGUCAUGGCCUAUGCAGAUUGACGCAUACCCAGAAAUGAUCCUUGAUGCGUACUCCUCGCGCGAGAUUUUCUCGCACACCGACAUGCGUAAUGUUGUCGCAUAUGCGCGGGCUCGAGGCAUCCGAGUCAUCCCGGAAGUUGACAUGCCCGGCCAUUCUGCAGCCGGAUGGAAGCAGGUCGACCCUGAGAUGGUCACCUGUGUCGACUCCUGGUGGUCCAACGAUGACUGGGCCUUGCAUACCGCGGUGGAGCCGGUCCCCGGUCAGAUGGAUAUAAUUUAUAAUGGAACGUACGAUGUGGUGCGGAACGUCUACAACGAGCUGUCGGAUAUCUUCCCGGACCACUGGUUUCACGUGGGGGCGGACGAACUGCAGCCCAACUGCUACAACUUCAGCCGUUAUGUCACGGAGUGGUUUGCGGAGGACCCCUCGCGCACUUACAAUGACCUGGCUCAGUACUGGGUAGACCAUGCGGUGCCGAUCUUCCAGAACUAUAGCUCCUCGCGCCAGUUGAUCAUGUGGGAAGACAUUGUCCUGUCGACCGAACACGCGCACGAUGUGCCCAAGAACAUUGUGAUGCAGAAUUGGAAUAACGGCCUGGAGUACAUUAGCAAGCUGACGGAGCUAGGCUACGACGUGAUCGUGUCCUCGUCUGACUUCAUGUACCUAGACUGCGGCCUGGGAGGGUUUGUCACGAACGACCCUCGAUACGACGUCAUGAGCAACCCAGAUGCGAGCACGCCGAACUUUAACUACGGUGGCAACGGGGGAUCCUGGUGUGCCCCAUACAAGACCUGGCAGCGCAUCUACGAUUACGACUUUACGACAAACCUCACCGAUGCGCAGGCCAAACAUAUCGUUGGAGCUGCGGCGCCGUUGUGGUCCGAGCAGGUCGACGAUGUCACCGUGUCCAGCCACUUCUGGCCGCGGGCGGCCGCUCUCGCCGAGCUGGUGUGGUCCGGCAACCGUGAUGAGGAGGGAAACAAACGGACGACGUGGAUGACACAGCGCAUCCUGAACUUCCGCGAGUAUUUGGUUGCGAAUGGAGUACAAGCAACAGCUCUCGUGCCCAAGUACUGUCUGCAGCAUCCUCACACGUGCGACUUGUACCGCAACCAGAGUGUUGUCCAAUAAGAGGACCUUUUGAUUUUGGCUGGAUAUCUUGCGAACGAUGUUCAUGAUACGCACUCUUGGCAUAUUGAUCUAGUUCUGGAAUUUAGCUACAUAGUCAAUCACAUGUUAUGCUUAUAUUACAC